AUGUUUCGUGACUGAAGUUGCACGGUUGGGCUGUGGCGCAACCAUUCGUGACCAGCUUGUGAUAUUCCGAGACAGCUGAAUGUGUUCGUGCAGUUGACAAAAAGAGGCAAGUGGGGACGAAUGCACAUGAACUUUUCGGCCCAGAUACGCGGAGACGGUCGUGCAAGUCAUUGCUCAAUCCCCACUCCUCAAAGAUGACAACACGCUUUUCAAGAAUUGUUAAACAGCUGGGAUAUGAGAGAAUACUACUGGCGCCCAACUCAGGACGAGUUAUCGUUCCUGGCUUGCCUUACAGUGCCUUUGACGCGCAAUAUACGCGGAUCCGAUCGCGAAAGUCGUUGCUCAAUCCUGCAGUUUCACUCCUCAAAGAUGACAACGGCAUUUUCAAGAAUUAUUAAACAGCUUGGAUAUGAGAGAAUACUACUGGCGCCCAACUCAGGACGAGUUAUCAUUCCUGGCUUGCCUUACUCAGCCUUUGACGCGCAAUCAUUUCCGAAGCCUUGGUACGUGAUGAAUCUAAUGGACUCCACACACAUCUGUCUCAUAGAGGCAGCUCACGGCAGGGACUCUUUACUCGGCCUUCAUGAACUCUGCAGGAAAUAUCUCUCAUUUAGCAGCACUGCACAAAUGGACUUUCACGAUAAACUCUACAAUGAGUCUGUCGUCAAGGCCCCUCUGUGUCUCGACACCCACAUCAGCGACGUCGGGAACAGCAGCUACGUCAUGGAAACGGAGAUGAAGGCGGCCGAAAUUCCGUUGGCACGAUAUAGAAGUCAAUUAGUCCUAGUGGAUACCACUUCUCGAAAGCCGAUUAAGAUUCCCCAACAGUGGAAGGAUACAUACGGGCAUUUGUAUGAAGGAGGCCAGCCAAUGAGGUUCCACGCUUUAGAGAAGCCAUGUGACCAGUCACGUGUAAUCAAAGUAUCAGUAGGGGAAGUACCUAACAGCGAUACGGACGGAAACGGCCAUCUUAAUUUUUCAAAUUAUUUGAAAUAUUGUUGUGAUGGUUUAGUUAAAAGGGAGAAACGCCAGACCAACUCGAGCUUACCCAUUCGACCUUUAUUACUCAAAUCUGCUUCCAUGUGGUACCGGAAAGAAUGUAACGAUGGCGAUGACCUUGAACUUGAGAUAUGGGAACACGAAAAGCAAAUGGACAGUUUGUGUGUAGACAUGUUGAGAAAUGGGGACAGUGUAUUCCAGUGUAAAAUGGAGCUAUACAAGGCAAAGCAUGUUAGAAGCUCUCUAUGAUUUAGGAUUUAGUUUAGUUUGAUUAAAUGAAAUCACUGUUCA
Messenger RNA from Haliotis rubra (blacklip abalone), 1290 nucleotides. RefSeq lists its product as uncharacterized. NCBI's taxonomy places the organism in Eukaryota, Metazoa, Mollusca, Gastropoda, Lepetellida, Haliotidae. The record is from RefSeq and is a predicted model, not a curated record. The transcript is spliced from 5 exons. The coding region runs from base 235 to 1248 and encodes 337 amino acids.